Molecule: messenger RNA, 1151 nt
Organism: Nerophis ophidion (straightnose pipefish)
Lineage: Eukaryota; Metazoa; Chordata; Actinopteri; Syngnathiformes; Syngnathidae
Gene: hikeshi
Product: heat shock protein nuclear import factor hikeshi
Exons: 1
Coding region: 318-908 (196 amino acids)
Biological process (GO): protein import into nucleus
Cellular component (GO): nucleus; cytosol
Molecular function (GO): Hsp70 protein binding; nuclear import signal receptor activity
Source: RefSeq, a predicted model, not a curated record
UUUGGAGUAAAAGAAAGCUGAACUGGAAGCGGGAGCGCUCAGCUGAGGCAGGACGUGUAGUCGAUAGUCGAGCAGCUAACAAGUUUCUGGAAGUUUCCAGCAGCUUCUCGUGUUGACGAGCAGGAGGGAGAGAAGGCUCAGGGCCGGCCGACGGUCACACGUACUUGGAGCCGCCACCACUUGCAGUUAUUCUCGCUAGUUGAGCUCCGCGACGGGUCGGUGCUACUGAAGGCUGGCUAGCUAGCUAACGCGGGGCUCUAAAGGCUAAAGCUAGCAGUUGCUCGGGCGGCAAGCUAGUUGCUAUUGCUAACGCUGUCAUGUUCGGCUGCUUGGUGGCCGGCAGGCUGGUGCAGACCGACGCGGUCCAGGUGGCCGCGGACAAGUUCGUCUUCAACCUCCCGGAGUAUGAGAGCGUCAACCACGUGGUGGUGUUCAUGCUCGGCACUGUGCCGUUCCCGGCCGGCAUGGGCGGGGCGGUCUACUUCUCCUUACCGGAGCCUUCGAGCGGGGCGGUGUGGCAGCUGCUCGGCUUCAUCGCCAAUGACAAGCCCAGCGCCAUCUUCAAGAUCUCCGGGCUCAAGGCGGGCCAAGGCGGGACGGCGCACUCCUUCGGCGCCGUGGCCAGUUCUCCCUCCGUGGCCCAAGUGGGCGUGUCGGUGGAGCCGCUGGAGCUGCUGGCCCAGCAGACCCCGGUGUCCGGUGCCGCCGCCGCCACCACGGACACGCUGCGGCUUUUCACGCAGAAGAUGUUGGACAGUUUAUACAACUUCGCGUCGUCCUUUGCCGUCACGCAGGCGCAGAUGACGCCCAGCCCGAGCGAGACUUUCAUCCCGGCCAGCUGCGUCCUCAAGUGGUACGACAACUUCCAGCGGAGGAUGAACCAAAACCCCAAUUUUUGGAAGAACUGACCCUGGUCCACCGCAUCUCACCCGGCUUGUAGACUAGGAGUGUCCGAACGGCGGCCCGCCGCUCAUUUUGGAAGAUUCCAAAAAUACUUUUGAAAAAAUCAGCAAGAAGUGGAAAUGUAAUGAGAAAAAGUUGCAAAGUCGACUCCAAGAAUUUCAAUACAAUAAAUAGUAAACUUUUUUUUUAACUGCCGUUGCUCCAAAAAUAAUCAUGAUUUGAAAUAAAUGUUAUGAAUUAUUGACCUA